UCGGAUUAAUAUAAAAGUUGUUGGCUCAUAACAUUUACGUUUGACAGUUUUAUUAAUGUGACUCUACAAAAAUAUCAUCAAGCGCGACUUGUCAUUUGAAUAAAUCCUCUCUCGAUCGCUUCCGCGGCACACAAUAGCAACGUGCCUAGAGUAUUUAACUGUACCAAUAAAGUAGGACACUUGGAUUUCCCAAUCACGAGCUGCACCUUUACCAUAUAAUUUUCCCGUCGCCACUAAACUAGUUGAACAAUAAAGUCGUUAAAUUUAAAAGGAAUAAGUCUGUUAUGGGCACGCGUAGAGGGGGGCUAGACUCGUCAGGAUGACGUCUCGGGCGCAGCGCAGUGGGUUUUCUGAAGGCUGCGGCGCGUGCCGCAUGCCAACACCGCGCCUGACCUCGUACGACCCUAUUAAAACAAGAUACACAGUCCAUCUCUCGUAGUCACCAGAAGACACAACCAUGAGGUUCAUCUACGCGUGUGUAUGCCUCGCCUCCGCGCUGAAGCUCGCGGCGCCGGCGCCGGCGAAUGGCUUCGUGUUCCCGGACGAUCGUAGACAGGAGAAGAAAUUGGAGCCAGUGAUCACUCCACCAGUUCUGCCUGUUUUGGAACAUUUGGAACGUGAUCCGAGUACGUUGUUGCCUCACGAGCGCAGGUCCGCUAAGCCGAGUCCUGUGAAGCCGAGGUUCGGAGGAUUUGGCGGAGGCUUCAAUGUGGCUCCUUCUGGGAAUGGAGGGAUAACCGCGAGUGUGAGCAGCAGUGCUAGUGGAGCCGGCGCGAGCCACUCCGCCUCGCAGUCGUUCUCUUUCGGAUUCAACGAAGGAUUCAGCGCAUCGCACUCCGCCAGUCAGGCAUCAUCGUUCAACGGUUUUGGAAGCGGCUUCAGCGGUAGUCAGUCUAGCAGUCAGGCGGCGUCAUUCGGAGGUUCUGGUCAGUCUGGAUCAGGUGCAUCGUCCUCAGCCGCGGCCCUCGGAGGGAACUUCGGCGGAGGCUUCGGAGGAAGUCAGAGCCAGAGUGCUUCAUCAGCUUUUGGAUUCAACUCUCUAAACGGCUUCCAGCAACCUGAUUACUUCGGCGAUGGACUAUUGGACGUCAGACACCGCGGUGUACCGCCCUUCCCGUUCCCCUCCUUCGGGGGCAGGAGUAAGGGUGUCGGUGCUGCUGCCUUCAGGAGCGGGAAGACUGGUCCUUCGAGGAAUAGAGACGACUUCCUGGCUGUCCUAGUCUCCGAUUAAGGAAUACUCAAACUUUACUUAUAUUGAAACUUUCGCGUUACAUAAUUAUCUUCUAAUAUAUAAAAUUCCCGUGUCACGAUGUUAGUUACCGUACUCCUCCGAAACGGCUUUAAUGAUUUUUACCUAAUUUUAUAUGCGUAUUCAGUAGGUCUGAGAAUCGGCUACUAUCUACUUUUCAGAGCCUUAAGUGAUAAGGGUUGGCCACCCUUAAUAUUUUGUCUUCACUAUGAUCGACUGUAAGGCGGUACGUAGUUCGCCGGGACAGCUUGUAUUAACCAUAAAAGAAUACGGGGAUUAACGCGAAUUUUACCUUGAUUAGCUCCAAGUUUCGACCAGGUUACACCGGCCGUGGUCACGAGCGGACCUCGACGAGUCUGCUCGUGUGUUACUCAAACAUUAGGUUAUAAUGCUCGGUGGACGAAGUGAUGCUCUAUUAUUUAUUUGCUCUUUAGUUGUAAGUUGUGAGCUUGUAAACGUUUUUCUGGUUGUUCAUACACGCGUUAUUGACAAUUAUUAUCAAUAUAGCGUUGCUGCUAUCUUUAAGUUUAUACCAACGAUUUUUUUAACUGGUAUUCUAAUGUGAAACUUAUCAAAAAAGUUUGCGUAUUGAUGUGUCAUAAUUUGUAUGAAAAACGGUGUAACAUUUACUUAAAACACACAAAGUGUAUGUUUAUAGUUCUUGCUUGAGAAAUUCCGUUAUUUUGAGAAACAGAUGCAAGAAGAAAUUUUUAUGUGUUUAUCAAUGAUUUUAGAUGCUUAAAAUUUAAUGAUGUUUUUAGGCCUAAAUCUGUUAUUAGGUUUUAUUUGGAUGUUGAUAGAAACAAUAUCAAAGAUCCAGAGUCCAUAUUCAUAAAGCAUAGUUAACGACUGGCACAAAUUCUGAUUAACUAGAAAGCAGUCAGAAACAGCAGGAGUUUUAAGACAAAUCAGUGCAAAGACAAAUUUGGGUUAAUUUUGCUUUUUUUGUUAUCGAGCAUUUUUCGUGCAUAGAGUUAAGUAAGCAACUUAUUUAUUAAUUAUUUUUUAAGAAUGUUUUUAUUAAAAUACCCAUGUGAAAAAUUGUUGCGUUGUUUUUGUUGACACAUUAAUUAUCCUUUUAAGUGGGAUUUCAAAAAUACAAUUGAAAAAAAAAUAAUCAGCUCUAUAUACAGAGUGAACAUUUUUGAGCAGUUGAAAGACAUCAACGCGAAUAAUGUGGCCUCCAUAUAAAACAAUGCUGAAUAUGUAUUUUUAAGAACAAGGGCUUCCUUGUACUAGACAAAGGAGCCCUUUCAACUUUUUCAAAAUUAUAAUAAAAUGCAACAACUUGUAACUAUACCAUUGACUUGGACUAUAAGAAAUAGGUUCUAGAUUUGCCAGGGAAGUUAAUCCAGGAUAAAAAGUAUUACAGUUAUAAAAUUGUGUGUUUGUGACAUGCUAGCAGCUUUAGCUUUAUUAUUGUUAUGAUUAUAUAUCUAGCGUUAAGACACAAAAUUAAUGAAAAGGCAACAAUUAAAUGUCUGUUAAAUAAAUAAUAAAUAUCAAUUCUUAAUCUUUUGAUAUAGUCUAUAUAGAAUAUAUACAUUGAUUUGCAAAGUCAAUAGUGCCUGCACUUCACAUACACUCGGGUCAGAAGAUUGCUGUUUCUUAACCAUCAGGCGUUUACCAAACUUGUCGGCGAUUGUAAAGAACAGUUUUAACUUUGAAUAAGAAUCAGUUAACAAAAUUUCAUAAACAAUUAUUCUAUAUUAUUUUCGACAAUAUUGUGGAUCGAUUCGAAUUCUGCAGCAAAUCCAUAUAAAAUUGUUAAUUUUAUGUCAAUUUUCCAAAAAUACAUGUAUUUUAAUACUUAUAUUUAAUUUCUUCAGCUGAGCGUAUAUUGAUAUGAGUCUAGACCAGUAUGAGUAUCACCAUAUUGUAAAUUAAAAAUAAAACACUCUUUUCGAGACGUUAAUCCCCAUUUCCACUCAUCUGGCCAUCUGUCUGUUGUUUUUUCACAAAAAAGAGGUUGCAAAAGCAGUUCCAACUCAUUUUAUUUGUUUGGAUUACGAACAAAGGCAGUUACAGGUUAAUGUUGUGUCAGCAAGGACCCAUUGGACCGGUUUAGCUUCUUCACGGUUAAAAAUACCUAAAGCUUUUUUGCUCUGUACUAUACUUGGGUUUUACGUCCGAUGUCGGUUCGUCCGGUUCUUGUUUACUUAUUGCAAAUCCAUAAUAAUUAAGGUAUUAAAUAGAAUUAACGCUUUUAGAUUUUUGACCACCCGAGCAAAUGGAAUCGCAUAAUCAAGUUAUUUACAGAUUGCACUCAAUACUUGCCGUGGUCUCUUUUGGGAUGGAAAAAUUAUAAAUGUCAUAGUAGAAUAGCGGCAAUCUAUUUUAUAAAAUUUAAUUGGUUUGGUUGCUCGGUGACGGCAGUCCCGGUACAGCACAGUUCAAGUGCUUUACCAGGAGAAGCACAACCUCUCAAAUUAUUUUUCAGUAUUUCGGUGUUACAGAGCGACUACGUCAACUUACGAUUACGAAAUAUACCUUUUUAUCCUUUAUUCAACGUCUCAUGCAUUAACUGCUAAAUCGAUUUAAAUAAACUUGUCAUGUAAGAAAUGACAAUGAAAUGGCACUAUCGACAUUCAUUUCACGUGCAAAAGCUAAUUGGUACAAAAAACCAGUAGUUUGUCGAACAGUAACGGAAUCAGCAAAGGGUUUUCCUAAUGUUCUAUUGAAUUGAAAUGACUACAAAUAUCUCCAUGCCGUAUUACGUAAUUUGACCACAGACAAAGAGAAACAAUAGUCAGGCAAGACCAUGAUUCAUAACUCUGUUCCUGCUGCCUUCUGGUUAUAAAUGGCUUUAAAAGAGUCUCUCCUGAAUACCAAAACGCAUUCUACGUCAUACUUGUAAAUUUUUGUCAUUUUGCGGUCAAUGUAGGACUACCGUUUAACUAGUUGAAGCUGACUGCAAAUUCGCAAUGAGGUUUAGUAUAAAAUCUUGUUGUGAAUAAAACUGGUCUUAUGUGACAUCUCACGGCAAGUAAAAGUUGCUAAUCCAUCACAUUUAUAAUCACUUUGAUCCUUGUGUCGCGGGGGGUUUCACAAACAUUACUCAGAACUGGCAUUCGUAGAUUACACCCAAGCUUGUUCUACGUGGGGAUCGAACCUGCGAUACGACACGCAUAGAGGGUUUGGCGUCAUGAUUGAGGUCAUCAACACUGGUCAACCUUGCUCGGCUAUCUGAUAAUAACUUACAAUCUAUUCAAGAUCUAUCUUAAUAGAAAUGGUUGUAACAAAUCAAUUAGCCAUUAAUUUCAUAAACAUUACAAUAUCAGUUAAUAAUUGAUUGACCUUUGAAACAGUCAGUUAAUGUCAGUACCUAAAAUUUUAAUAUAUGGAAAUGACAUUUCGCUUCGAGAAGUCGCAUGACUUUGACAUCCACUCCAUAAAUGACUCUAUAUAUUGAUAUUAACUAUUAUUGAUUUUUCACAUCCCUAAAGUAGUCUCUGUAGUAUCAUCUCCAUUAGUAAUGUCAUUAUCAGUAGGAAAAAAUAUACAAAAAUAAAAAACAAAAUUUUUAAACAUUUUUGACAUUUCGUUUUUCACACUUGAUGAUUAUACAGUUACCACCACACUUUUUUGAGCAUAGUUGUACGGUAAUAAAUGAUUCGUACACAUCUUCGCCGUCCAUCGCCGCGUAGGCGUAUAGGUCUUGCGUCGAUCUUGUUUCAGGGUGAGCCACUCUUACUUAAGUUAAGAAUUUAUGUUAAUUAAACACUUCAGUAGAGAUUCUCAUAGUACACACUAAUACAUUAAAAACGCGACAUUCAAGUUUUAUCGGCCGACCUGUUCGUGUGAGCUAAAAAUAUAAAAAUGUUGAAGAAUUUGUUGGUGGUUUUUGUUUGUGUGGUGUGUGUUGUGAAUGGCUGGGUCGUGUUUCCUCUGCCUACCCUUCCUGCGCCGGCACAGCCAGCCCGCAGCCCUGUCACCUUGAAGCCUACUCCAGUGCUCUCAUCAUACUCGGCGAUUGGUUCUACAGGCGUAAACUCCUUGCCGAAGCCUUAUAACAUUAAGCCGUCGGCUGUCAAACCUAUAUUGUCAACUCAAGAAUAUGGUGUUCCUGCCAUUGAUUUGCUCCCGCCUAAGGUCGAAUACGUCGAGUACGAACAAUGACAAGCAUCUUCUUUGUAAUAAAAACUAACUAAAAUACAAAAUGCAUGAUUAUUUCCAAAAUCUCGGGAAUUCCCCCCAAAAUGUAAAAUUAAAUCAUCAAAUAGUCAACUGUUGUUAGUUAAUUGUAUUCCUAAGUUAUCUGACAAAUUAAAUUGCACGGUUAGUGGCCAGAAGUGUAUUAUUAAUUACUCAUUACUUAGGGUUGCCACAGUUUUUAUAGUUACGAUUUAUUAAAUUCUGUUAUCUGAUACGAA
Molecule: messenger RNA, 5622 nt
Organism: Trichoplusia ni (cabbage looper)
Lineage: Eukaryota; Metazoa; Arthropoda; Insecta; Lepidoptera; Noctuidae
Product: keratin, type I cytoskeletal 9-like
Exons: 4
Coding region: 458-1231 (257 amino acids)
Source: RefSeq, a predicted model, not a curated record